Messenger RNA from Closterium sp. NIES-67, 3141 nucleotides. Lineage: Eukaryota; Viridiplantae; Streptophyta; Zygnematophyceae; Desmidiales; Closteriaceae. The record is from the annotation of a GenBank genome assembly.
CUUUACUCCUGCUGCUGGCUCGCUGUUUCCUCCAACGUCCAGUUGAGCCCUUCCCCCCACCGACCGCCCUUCGAAUAGUGAAAGCUAAUUGGUCAAUGUGUGUCAUCAGCAGCGACUCCAGCCGCGGCGGGACCGGCGUGGCAUAAGUUAUACAGACUCGGAUUGAAUAGUUGGUGUGACAGUUGGUGUGAUAGUAAUUUCGUUCUGAGUCGACUCGGAUUGGAAGGUUUGGGCUAGAGACAUGGCGAGGGUUAAGCGUCGCUUUUAGCCACGUCGCCUCGUGAUCCUUUCAGGGUUGAUCCGCCAUCGUUGUCAGCUACCGUAGCGCGCCGCCGUGGUAGGUGACUUGAGUCGACUCAAACGUCGUCUUAUUCCUUCCAAGCAAAAGUCUAGGAGUCGAAAGACUCGCCUUUUUCUCGACUGUCACCUCGCAUGUGUGACGCCGUCGGAAGCAGCUUCGCAGCUUCCUGCAGGCCCUCACUCCUAGCCAGCUGACCUGGUUACCGUCCAAUCCCUAAUUUCGUUCGGCAUCCUCAUGUCAUGCGAAAUGAGGGUCAUUAGGUCAUGUGUGACGUGUUUCAGAAAACUUCCUCGUCAAUGCUUACGACGCGCGGAUAGUCACACUUUUUAGACAGUCAUCACUCGUUGUAGUUCUCUCUCGCUAUAGUCACCACCUCUGGCCUGCUGCGCGCGCCAUGGCGGCGUCAGGACCGGCGCUGACGGCGGUGAGCGAGGACGACGAGAACCGUCUAUUCUACGACGACCCCGAUCUCGCCGUCGACGAUUACAUCCCCAAAGACCGCCAUGACAUGGAGCUAAUGCGGGAGCGGCUGUCCAAGCUGCUGCUGGGAGACGACCCCUCGGGAGGCGCCAAGGGGUGCGGGCCUGCUCUGGCCAUGGCCAACGCCAUCACCAGCGUCUCAGCGUCUGUGUUCGGCGACAGCUUGCGGCUGCGGCCACUGAUGGAGGAGGACAAGAGCAAGUGGCGGAGAGAGAUGGGCAUCAUGGUGUCGGUGUGUCGGCACAUCGUUGAGCUGGCUCCUGGCUGGCAGACACGUCCUGAUGGGACAAGAUUCGAGGUGAUGAAGCGGCGAGUGAGGGAGGACCUUCGGAUCAACCUGCCAGCACUGAACAAGCUGGACAACCUGCUGCAGAGCAUUCUAGAGCAGAGCACGUCAACGGAGUAUUACUAUGAAGAUGAGGUGGUGGGAGGGCAGGAGCCGAGGGAGGAAGACGAGGAGGAAGAGGAGGAGGAGAGGGAGGAGGAUGAUGGUGACGUGGAAGUUGAUGAUGACGACAUGGAUCAUGAUAUUGUCGAUCAGGAUUUCGAUCUGAAUGCUGACGUGGCAGGAGGGUCAGAAGAGGAAGGCUUGGGGUCGGAAGGGGGGGGGAUAGGGCCUGAAGGCGGCUUGGGGUCCGAGGGGGGAUCAGCAGGAGGCGGCAAAGCCAGAAAGGCCAGUUCUCUAGAAGGAGGGGGGAGAAGGGGAGGGAGUGGGUUUAGCGGAGGGAGUGCAAGCAGCGGGAGCGGGGAGCAGAGGGAGGUUGACUUUCCCUGUGGCCCCGACCCUGCUCAGCUGCCCCUGCAGCAGGAGCAGCAGGGGGAGCAGGGGGAGCAGGGGGAGCAGGGGGGGCAGCAGGGGCAGAAGAAUGAGCAGAAGCAGGAGCACAAGGAGCAGCAGCACGGGCAGCAGGAGGAACAGCAGGAGGAGCAUGAAGAAAUGGAGCAGCACUUGAGAAGGAGCAUCACGGCCCCAACGGAGAGACGGGAGUGCGGAGAUUUUGCUGAGGUGGACAGGGAGUAUGCGGCUAGGCUGCGAGGCAGAGGGGGAGGGGGAGGAAGUGGGAGGGAGGGAGCAGGGGGGAGCGGGCGGUUGCGUGCCUCUGCUUCUGUUAGUCAUGCUCCCUAUGCUCCGUCUAGUGCCACUGCUGCUGCUGCUGCUGCUGCUCCUGCCUCUUCGGAUGCUGCUACUGCUACUGAUGCGGGUACCGAAGCUGGUGCUGCCAAGGCUGCUGCUCCUGCUGCUAUUGAUGCUGCUGCUCCUGCUGCUGCUGAUGCUGCCGAUGCUGCUGAUGCUGCCGCUGCUACUGCCGACGCUAGCAGUGGCAAGGACACAGAUUCAACCCACGACGCCGCUGGCACCACUGCUGCUGAUCCUGCUGGUUCUGAUGCCCUCGGCUCUACCCUACCACUACCAAGGUCGGGAUCAGGUUCGGGAUCAGGUUUGGGAUCAGGUUCGGGAUCAGGGUCAGGAUCAGGGUCGGGAUCAGGGUCGGGAUCAGGAUCGGGAUCAGGUUCGGGAUCAGGGCCAUUACAGCAGGAGAAAGGGGGGCAGGAGGGGGAGCAGAAGAAGGGGGAGGGCCGGCAGGCACAGCAGCAGGAGAGCGGAGGGGAGGGGGCGAACUCUGGUGGCUCUAGCCCCUCUAUAAGCACCUCCUGGGGCUUCGCCCGCUCCUACACCACCUCGUCUACAGUCACGUCCGUUACUGCCACCUCAGGAAACAAUAACAGUAGUAAUAAUAACAACAACAAUGCUAGCAGCAGCGGUGGUGGUAAUGGUGGCGGUGGCAGCAGCGGUGGUGUGAAGGAGUUGAUUAGGAGGAGAACGACAGGCAGAACAGGUAGCUACGACCUGGGGGCGUUUGUGAGAGGGCGGUCGAAGGAAACAGCAGCAGCGAAGGCAGAUAGUGAGUGCGUUUGCAGCAGUGGCAGCGGUGGGGGGGGGGGAGCGCAGCACAGUCGCAAGGAGCAUCUGUCACAGGAGCAGCAGGAGGAGGAGGAGCAGGAGGGGGGGUGGCGUGGCGGUGGAAGGUGAAGCCGCGGAUGAGGGUGGAGCUGUCAGAGGAGCUGCGGCGGUGGCUGGAGCAGCAGGCGGACAAGACGAGCCAGAUCAUGAAGGCAUGCAUGUUCAUCAACCAGCAGGUGCUGGCCGACAUGGACGUGCCCGAUGCCUUCCUGCAACGCCUGCCCAAGAGCCUGAGGACAAUACUGAGCGACAGGGUGUACAAUCUGCUGCUCUCAACGCCUUAUAGCGAGGAUAAAGUGCUCAGUGCGAUCGAUAUGAGCAAUCAACGGGCAGCACUGAAGCUAGCUUGCAAGCUGGAGGCAGCGCAGCAGAUAUGGAUAAGACAACUGCAAGCAGC